Molecule: messenger RNA, 2076 nt
Organism: Chlorella variabilis
Lineage: Eukaryota; Viridiplantae; Chlorophyta; Trebouxiophyceae; Chlorellales; Chlorellaceae
Exons: 14
Coding region: 1-2076 (691 amino acids)
Source: RefSeq, a predicted model, not a curated record
AUGGCACUCCACAUGGACAUCUGCCUGCUGGUCAUGCUGCUGCCCUUGUGCACUCUGGCCGAGGUUGCGGCCGACCAGCGACAUGGGAGGCGUAGAAACCUCCUGCAGACGUUCGGGGUCGGAACCAUGACGAUUACGCCCCAGGAUGGGAUGUUCAACCCCACCCUUGACAACAAGCUCGGGAUCACCGCGAAGUGCGCUGUGACGGGAUCGGGCGGCCAGGCCACCACAGCCUGCUGGCGCGCGCAGCUGGCGGAGUGCGGCCACUCUCCUUGUGACACCGGCCAGCUGCCGGCGUACAACUCCUCCGGGCCUACAACUUACGCCCCUGCCAAUGUGACCUAUGGCGGCGCGCCUCCCACCUACUCCUCCACCUACCAGUUCAGCAUCUCCAAUGCUACUACGUAUGCAGUGGGGCAGCUGAGUUGCGUGCUGGCAACAGCUUCGUGGUGCCCCGCCGCCCCCAAGGCCCCGGCCGCCACCCAGGCCGCCGAGCCCGCCCCGACCAUCAUUACCAGCAACUCAACCAGCAACGUUACGGGAGUGAUCUACCCUGGCGCCAGCAACAAAGUGCAGGUCAAGGCGACGUGCAUCAUCGAGGGGCAGUACGCUCUGACCCGGGUACAGAACUGGCCCGCCCAGAUGCAGCUCUGCGGCCCCACCGGCGGUUCCACGUGCUCGGGCAACUCGUACAACCCCGGCAUCGCAACCUUAACCCCGUCCAAGGUCACCUACAACACCACCAGCAACCGCUACACCGCCGAGUACACCUUCACCAUUGACGACGCGUGGAAAGGGCAGCCCAUCACCCACCGCUACUUCCUGUGCCUGUACAAAGACGCAAACGCAAACGUUGUGCAGAAGUCGGGGGCAUCCAUCGACGUGCCCGCCGCCUUCUCCUCGCCCUCCACCAUCUCCAAAGCCGCCAUCUCCAAAGCCGCCAUCUCCAAAACCCCCAUCUCCAAAACCCCCAUCUCCAAAGCCGCCAUCUCCAAAACCUCCAUCUCCAAAAACCCCAUCUCCAAACCCGCCAUCUCCAAAACCUCCAUCUCCAAAACCUCCGCCGCCGCCAUCACCUGCUCCCCCACCGCCCUCUCCACCGCCUCCCUCCCCAGCCCCGCCACCCUCUCCUCCUCCCUCCCCGCCACCCCGCCCUCCGCCAGUGAGUGUGGGCCGCCGUAUCACAUUUUCGAGCAGAGGACCCUGGGCAACGGCACCGCCGAGAGCAUGACUGGCUGCCCCUGCGGCUACAUCACCGCCAUGCACGUGGGCUACGUCACCGUGGGCGGCACCAGCUACGUCUCCACCGGCUCCUUCAUCCAGGACCCCGCCUUCGCCUCCAUCGUCCCCCCGCCGACAGUCCAGAUAUACCCGUGCCCCGGUGGCGGCUGCGCCUCCCUGGUGGGCUACUUCUCCGGCCUGCUGCCCCCUGCUAACGCCAUCGGCAUUGUGGGGCUGGGCACCACGGGUGACACCGCCGCCCCAGACUCCGACUCCAUCACUUGUUCCUCGGGAGUGGCGCUGGGGGUGGACACAGCGCGCUGGAACGCCACCUUUGCGCUGCCAGACGUGGGCCAGCGGGUCGUGGUGGGGUGCGGCAUCCCGAUGAGCACUUCUGGGCGCGGCACGGUCAUGAGGUCGAUGCUUGUGGAGGCCGGCGGCAACACGGUGCAAGCCAACAUCACCGGCACCUUGGUGGGCGGCGCGCGGGUGUGGAAGCUGGAGCCCACCUACAACGGGCAGAAUGCCCCGGUGGGGCUCGCCCGCCUGCGGGCAGGCGUGAAGGCCACCUACACCCGGCCCAGUGUCGCAAGGAACACGCCGGGCCUGGUGGUGGUGGAUGCAGGCUAUGCCCGUGUGACCAUCUCCCAGCCCAUCAACCCCUCGCUGGGUGCCGCCGGUGGCCUUCUGGAUGUGGAUGUCGCCCUGUUCUCUACCCUGCAGCCGCCCGUCAAGGGCGUGCUGGCACCCUCGUACAGGGCGGCGCUGGCGCGUGCGCUGGCGCGGCCGGCCAUGGCCGCAGCCGCGGCGGGCGGCGGCGGGCCGCUGUUCUCGGCCAGCGCUAGCAGCGGCUGA